AUGGGAGCCGCACUCAGUCUUUCCGGUCAGUUGAGGAGUCUUUCCGACAAGCUGGAGAACGAGUUGGACGACCUCUCACUCCCGCUUCGCGAAACCGUAGAGGAGCAUAUUGACACCCUCCGACACAUCGGCGGCCUCGUCUCGCAGCAGGAGGAGGAGCUCGACUCGCACGAGGAGGAGAACGACAACUUGCGCCGCUGGCUCGCAGCCGCCAACGCGCACAUCGGGAUGCUCGAGGACAAGUCGGCAGCAGAGCGCCACAGGUCGGCGCAGGAGAUUGGACACUUGCGACGAAGGCUCGCGGCUGCCGAGGCCCGUAUCGAGGCGGACAAGGAGCAGGCGGACGCGAAGGAUCGCGAGCUUGCUUCGCUUCGGGAGGAAGUCGCGCGGUUGCAGCGACAGGCGCCAGCGCAGCCCGCUCUCGACGCUCGGCUUGCGAACACCCAUUUCGAGACCGGACGAACCGCGACGGAGCAGAACCACGGUCCGAGCCACGUCAACCGCCAGCUGGUCGACGUCCCAGAAUCGGUGCUCGGAACGCCGGCACACUCUUCGGGCUGGAGUUACUCGAUGGACCUGCCUUCUUGCAGCAACGUCCGUCUCUCCGCAUACCCGCCGUCCAUCCCGCCUCAACCGGCCACAACUACCGACGGCUUCCCGCCUAUCCGCUGGGCACGCAUGACUUUCCCUCAGCCACCCCCUCCGUCCUUGCCCUUCUCCCAGUUGUCGUCGCACGGUCUCUACGGUUCGCGGACCUCGAGGUGGUGA
This is a messenger RNA of Rhodotorula toruloides NP11, 768 nucleotides long. RefSeq lists its product as uncharacterized. The transcript has 5 exons. Bases 1 to 768 code for a protein of 255 amino acids. Lineage: Eukaryota; Fungi; Basidiomycota; Microbotryomycetes; Sporidiobolales; Sporidiobolaceae. The record is from RefSeq and is a predicted model, not a curated record.